GGAACGAACCGUCGACGCGCGAGCGAAGGAACGAACCGUCGACGGGCGCGUCGCACCGAACGCGCGACGCGAGCGCGCGGUCGCGCGCGCGGCGAUCGAACGCUCGGACGCGCGCGAGAUUGAGAUUGGCGCCGAAGCGGGCGAGGGCGAGGCGAAGAGGCGCGCGUCAUGGCGUCGACGAAAUCAAAAUCGGUGCUCGCGGAACCGAGCGCGACGCACGGCGGGACGCGCGCGAGGACGAACGACGACGCGAGGGCGAACGCGAGCGAGCAAACCAUCGCGCGGUCGUGUCUCAGGGCGUAUUUUUUUGUCGCGGUGUGGAUGACGAUCUCGAUGUGCGUCAUCAUGUUUAACAAGUGGAUCUUGGCGUACAGCGGAUUCCGGUAUCCCGUGGCGCUGACGAUGUGGCACAUGGUUUUUUGCACCAGUCUCGUCACCGUCCUCGUCAGGGUGUUCAAGGUGACGAAGAGGUUGAAGAUGACGCGAAAAGAGUACACGCGCAAGGUGAUGCCGAUCGGGUUCUUUUACGCCGCGUCGCUGUGGUUGAGUAAUUCGGCGUAUUUGCACUUGAGCGUGUCGUUCAUUCAGAUGACCAAGGCGCUGAUGCCGGGGUUGGUGUACAUGGUGGGGGUGUUUUUUAGAAUGGAAAAAUUAACCGCGACGACGUCGAUGAACAUGUUCGUCAUCGCGAUCGGCGUCGGCAUCGCGGCGUACGGGGAGUUGAACUUCGACACGCUAGGCGUAACGCAGCAGCUCAGCGCGCUGUUGUUCGAGGCCGUGCGGUUGAUGUUGGUACAAAUAUUAAUCACGCGUCAAGGCAUGGCGAUGAAUCCGCUGCAGUCCUUGUACUACGUCUCCCCGGCGUGCGCGUUCUUCUUGGCGUUUCCGUUAAUGUUCGUCGAGUACCCGGCGAUGAUGGCGGACGCGACGUUGGUUUUCGAUUGGAAGAUGUUGACUUUGAACGCCACGUGCGCGUUCGCGCUGAACCUCGCGGUGUUUUUACUCAUCGGCAAGACGAGCGCGUUGACUAUGAACAUCGCGGGCGUCAUCAAGGAUUGGAUGUUAAUCUUCGCCUCGCAGCACUUCUUCGGUAACCCGGUGACGUUUCUGAAUUACGUCGGCUACGUCAUCGCGUUUCUGUCCGUCUUCAUGUACAAUUUGAACAAGCUCAGAGAGAAAAAGCGAGAGCAGGCGAAGAAGCAGAGCAUCGACGUCUCCGCGCGGCGAGCGUCCGACGCCGCGUAGUGAGCAGAGAAUUAUUUCCCGCCCCGCGGACGCGUGAAACGCGUUUGCGUGUAUUCGUGUAUUCGUACGUAGAAAAAUAGACCGCGUGUUUAA
Ostreococcus lucimarinus CCE9901 is the source of this 1338-nucleotide messenger RNA. RefSeq names its product DMT family transporter: phosphate/phosphoenolpyruvate. Bases 169 to 1245 code for a protein of 358 amino acids. The transcript has a single exon. Gene Ontology annotation, cellular component: Golgi apparatus; endosome; trans-Golgi network. Gene Ontology annotation, molecular function: antiporter activity. The record is from RefSeq and is a predicted model, not a curated record. NCBI's taxonomy places the organism in Eukaryota, Viridiplantae, Chlorophyta, Mamiellophyceae, Mamiellales, Bathycoccaceae.